Messenger RNA from Ochotona curzoniae (black-lipped pika), 737 nucleotides. RefSeq names its product Rac family small GTPase 3 (gene RAC3). The record is from RefSeq and is a predicted model, not a curated record. The transcript has 6 exons. Lineage: Eukaryota; Metazoa; Chordata; Mammalia; Lagomorpha; Ochotonidae. Gene Ontology annotation, biological process: actin filament organization; motor neuron axon guidance; small GTPase-mediated signal transduction. Gene Ontology annotation, cellular component: cytoskeleton; cytoplasmic vesicle; plasma membrane. Gene Ontology annotation, molecular function: GTPase activity; GTP binding; protein kinase binding. Bases 93 to 725 code for a protein of 210 amino acids.
CGGCGCUCGGCUGUCUCCGGCGCGGCUCGGCUCGGGUCCGCGGCCGUUGCGGAGCCGGGCAUUUCUCCGCAGCUCGGCUCGCGGCCGCGCCCAUGCAGGCCAUCAAGUGCGUGGUGGUCGGCGACGGCGCCGUGGGCAAGACGUGCCUGCUCAUCAGCUACACGACCAACGCGUUCCCGGGAGAAUACAUCCCCACCGUCUUUGACAACUACUCGGCCAACGUGAUGGUGGAUGGCAAGCCGGUCAACCUGGGGCUGUGGGACACGGCGGGGCAGGAGGACUACGACCGGCUGCGACCCCUCUCCUACCCACAGACGGCCGGGAAGCUGGUCGGGCUGCGGACCCCCAUGACCUCUGCUGCCCACCCGCAGGACGUCUUUCUGAUUUGCUUUUCCCUGGUGAGCCCGGCCUCCUUCGAGAAUGUCCGCGCCAAGUGGUACCCAGAGGUGCGGCACCACUGUCCCCACACUCCCAUCCUGCUGGUGGGCACCAAGCUGGACCUCCGGGACGACAAGGACACCACUGAGCGGCUGCGGGACAAGAAGCUGGCGCCCAUCACCUACCCGCAGGGCCUGGCCAUGGCCCGUGAGAUCGGCUCUGUCAAGUACCUGGAGUGCUCAGCACUGACCCAGCGGGGCCUGAAGACCGUGUUCGACGAGGCCAUCCGUGCCGUGCUGUGCCCGCCCCCCGUGAAGAAGCCGGGCAAGAAGUGCAGCGUGGUGUAGGGCCGGGCUGGG